Colias croceus (clouded yellow) is the source of this 3122-nucleotide messenger RNA. Its product is annotated as ubiquitin carboxyl-terminal hydrolase MINDY-3 homolog. Bases 218 to 1579 code for a protein of 453 amino acids. The transcript has 2 exons. Lineage: Eukaryota; Metazoa; Arthropoda; Insecta; Lepidoptera; Pieridae. Gene Ontology annotation, biological process: protein K48-linked deubiquitination. Gene Ontology annotation, molecular function: cysteine-type deubiquitinase activity; K48-linked deubiquitinase activity. The record is from RefSeq and is a predicted model, not a curated record.
AAUAAAGUUGCUAUGUUCAUAACCCUAUAAAAAUGGCAGCCUUUAUGUCGUAAGCUUUUCUUUUUCCAUGAAAAGUUUUCAAUACAAUCUAUUGAAUGAUUUAUAAUGCCAUUCGAUACUUAUUCUAUGUUUAAUCGGUUUUAUAAAAAGAAAAACAAUAUUAGGUGUUAAAUAUUACUAUGAUCUUUGUAUUUUUAGUGGCGUAGAGUACAAUCAAAUGCAUAACAACUCCAACGAAGACGAAACGAGUACUUCGGGUAUAGCAACAGAAAGACAUAAUAUGAGCGCUGGUACAGCGUCACUGGAGCGCGAGUUGGCGAGCACGCGACGGUUGUUAUGGGGCGACAAUGUGAAAGAGGACGUAUUUAGACGCUGGGCGCAGGGUUUCCAGUUCAGUACUGAGGAACCGAGCGCUCUCAUCCAACAAGAAGGCGGCCCGUGCGCUGCUAUCGCGCCAGUGCAAGGAUUCCUCCUCAAAAUACUAUUAUCAGAGACUCCUGGCCACAGUCUACAUGACUUGACCUCUGAGAAGUGCAAUUCUCUACUUGUUAGGGCUGUGUGUAUGAUAUUAAGCCAGUGUCUAGCCCCUAAGUACAAUGUUGCGGUGUAUCGCAAGGGUGAACCCGGCGCGGAAGGCAGUUCUAGCGUCAACGUCAGUGCAGAAGAACAGUCCUGUGAUGCUAUCGAGUAUUUCCAUAGACGUCUGGAGGUGCAUUCGUUUCAAACCUUAUCAGAAGUGGAAUCAUUUUAUACAAGGAACAUUCGAAUCUUGAAGGAUAAAUAUGGUGUACUUCUUUUAUUAUAUAGUGUCAUUCUUAGCAAAGGAGUGGAAACAGUAGAGGCUGAAUUAUCAGAAUUGUCAGAUCCACUUAUACAUUCUACUUAUGGUUAUGGAUCACAGGGGCUUAUAAAUCUCAUGCUCACAGGCAGAGCUGUAGCACACGUAUGGGACCAUGAUCAAGUUGUAGGUGGACUCCGAUUAAGAGGAAUUGAGAGGCAAAAUGAUAUAGGCUUUCUUACUAUAAUGGAACACAUGCAAUAUUGUACCGUAGGUUCCUUUUAUAAAAAUCCCAAGCAUCCUGUGUGGGUUUUGGCAUCAGAAACACAUUUAACUGUACUCUUUUCAAUGGAAAGACGUCUUGCAGCUCCUGAAACAGUUGGAGAGUCGGCCGAGAGAAUAUUCCGGUCUUUUGAUCCGGAAGGCAAUAAUUUUAUUCCAUCGGCAGCUCUACAAGACGUUUUGUGUGCUGCUGACCUCGUCAGUGAACCUGAAUAUGUGGAAUUGAUGAGACGAAAGUUAGAUUCUGAAAAUCUAGGUAUCAUAUUAUUGAGUGCAUUUAUGGACGAGUUUUUCCCUGGUUGUGAGCGCGGUGCUCCCGACACAUUCACUCUGCAUCAUUAUAAUGGGUUGUCGCGCAGUAAUCCUGGAGGUAGAGUGGUUUACCGCACAGGACGAGCUGCCCUGCUCGAGUGCCCCAUGAGAGCAGCCACCACCGACCCCAUGCUGACAUGUUUACAAACAAAGUGGCCUAGCAUUGACAUUGUUUGGGACGAUGGGCAGUCGCCUUCCCUCAAUUAGCACAAGAUACAUUCAGAACUUUUAUGUGACAAAGUGAGGAGAUGAAACAUAAUUUUGAAUAUGUUGCUAAAAAUUCCAUUACUUUAUGAUUUAUUUUUAUGUAUAGAAAUUAACGUAUUCAAAGGUCCCAGGCGAGUUGUCUUGUUAGGCAGCUAUUUUCCAUAAAUUUGACAAUGUAUUGAUAUUGGCCACAUUUGACAAUUGAGGUCCUUUAAACUAUGCUGUGCAAUAAAUUACUUAUUGAUAACAUAUAAAGUUCAUUUUUCAAUUUAUAAUGCAGUUAAGGUACAAUUUUGUAAAUUGAAAUUCAAUGUAAAAUUUUAUUGAGGUAUCAGUUGAAAGGUCCUCUUGAAUUGUCACAACAAAAACCCUUAGAUAUUUAGAACCAUAGCCUUGCACUAAUAGAUUGAACUUCACUGUGUGGUAAAUAACAUUAAAAUAAGUCAUUGUAAAACGGGUGCAAGUAACGAGCAUGCCUCUUUAAUAUUAUGUAUGAUGUUGAAGUGUUUUGGAAGCAAGCUAGCAAAUUUUAUAUUAUAGAACAGAGUAUGUGUAUGGAAUGUCACCUGAUAAAGGAAAAUAAGGUAUUUAUCUUGGGAGAAAGACUCCUUGAUGCUCUUUAUUUGCACCUGUAAAGACUGGACUGUCUCCAGACACCUUUUUCUAACAUAACAUAUAAUGUUCAGGACUUACAUUUUGUAUUGUAUUGUUUAUAAUGUCCAAGUUGUGGAAUUGAUAUUGUGGCCGAUUGACUUGCAACAGACACUUGUUAAUUAUUUGUAAUGUACAGAACAACUGCUUGGCAAAAAUGUUUUGAGACAAAAUUGCCUCGUAGGAAGGUUAAGGUUUUGUUAUAAUAUUGAUUAUAACUAUUAUAAACAUUGAAUUUUUUUGUAACUUUUAGUAUCAAAGUAGUAUUUUCUGGUAACUUUUUGUAACUAGAUAUGAUCUUAUGAUGAUAAUAUACUACCUGUAAACAAUUUUUUUUUUUUUUUUUCAUAAGAUUGAUGUUUCUGUUCAAUUUUGUGGCACACCAUAAAAUAUGAUCCCUGCAUUGUAGCUUAUCAUUUUGGUUGAUCAAAAUUAAGGGUAAUUUAACACAUUGUUGUAAGAUUACAUUUGUUGUAAGAUGUGUGAUAAAUAAUUUUGUGGCUGUGAAUAAAAAUACACUUUUGUAUACUCCAGAAGGUAAAGCAAUUGAAUUAUGGAAAUAUUGUGUUCUUAACACCUUUUUUCAGUUCACAAAGUUAUUUUUAUCUGUACAUUACAAAUUUAUCUAUUUUAAAGGACUAGUAAAUUAAUAUAAGAUCUGUCAUGGAUUUGGGUAGCAGAUUUCUUUUUUAAUAUAUCAUUUACUUUGUAAUUAAUAUUUUACCUUAUUUAAGGUAUUUUUUGUAUAGACAAUUAUUUCUUUGGCAAUAUUCUGUGUUUGUUAACAACAUAAUUCAGAUUCAUGUAAAAUAGCUGUUCAUUUGUCUUGUAAUAUAUAUCGGAAAAUAUGUUCAGUUAUAAAAAAAUAGUGGAACAUGCUUUUUAAUUAUAA